Saccostrea cuccullata (small rock oyster) is the source of this 807-nucleotide messenger RNA. RefSeq lists its product as uncharacterized. Bases 1 to 807 code for a protein of 268 amino acids. Lineage: Eukaryota; Metazoa; Mollusca; Bivalvia; Ostreida; Ostreidae. The transcript has 4 exons. The record is from RefSeq and is a predicted model, not a curated record.
AUGAAAUUUAUUGCCACAGCAUUUGUCCUUUUUAUGAAUUCGAUUGUCGUUGUUCUCUGCGUAGAAGAUGAUGUGAUUGACGUUAUAGAUACUCUAGGUAACCAGAUGUGUCUUAAAAGAUGUAGCCAGAUCAGUGUCUGUGUGUCCGUGGAAUAUAACAAAGAAAACCUUCGAUGUAAAUUGUUGAGUGCACAUAGUGUUAAUAAAGAAACUACACCUACACAACUUUGGAAUGGGACAGAAUGUCAAAAAAGAGUCCAGGUUAAUGUUUGUGAAGAGACCAUUCAAAGUGUUUACCUUUCCUCCGGAAAACUGUUUUGCUUACCAAAAGAGCAAUAUAGAAAUGUAGCUUUAAGAAAACCAGCCAAUUUGUCUUCUGUGUGGAGAUCGGAUUCAGAUGCAUUUAACGCUGUUGAUGGUAUAGGAAUCGUCACGGUCAGUGGGCCAGAGCACUGUGCUCACUCUGAUGGUUAUGAACGCAAUCCCCACCUAACAAUUGACCUACAGAACCUGUUCUACAUUGAUCACCUACUUCUUCUAACAAGAGGAGAUACGAGUGCGGAGUUUUUUCAUGACGUUGAAGUCCGGAUAGGAAACCUGACUAUUUGGGAGGAGAUGAAGACCUGUGGUCUGUUUAGCGAGACUGCAGAACUUGGUCAGUGGUAUAAAAUCCAGUGUGCCUCCUGCCUUGUCGGCCGAUUUGUAACAAUAAAGAUUACUGGGGAUAGAAUGAUGACAGAUCAUGAUGGAAAUUUGCUAAGCUUAUGUGAAGUUUCCGUCUGGGGAAGAAGAUACUACAAUUCAUAA